AUGGCAGUGCCCAGUCUGCGGCCAUGGGUGGCCUGCCUGCUUGCGAUCCUCCUCUCCUUGGGAUUUAGCCUGGACACUCGCGAGGUGUGCCCCAGCCUGGACAUCCGCUCAGAGGUGGCAGAGCUGCGUCGACUGGAAAACUGCAGCGUGGUGGAGGGCCACCUGCAGAUCCUGCUCAUGUUCACGGCCACCGGCGAGGACUUCCGUGGCCUCAGCUUCCCACGCCUCACUCAGGUCACCGACUACCUGCUGCUCUUCCGUGUCUAUGGCCUGGAAAGCCUGCGUGACCUCUUCCCCAACCUAGCGGUCAUCCGCGGUGCCCGCCUCUUCCUGGGCUACGCGCUGGUCAUCUUCGAGAUGCCGCACCUGCGGGACGUGGGGCUGCCAGCGCUGGGGGCCGUGCUGAGUGGGGCCGUGCGCGUGGAGAAGAACCAGGAGCUCUGCCACCUCUCCACCAUUGACUGGGGCCUGCUGCAGCCUUCACCUGGCGCCAACCAUAUUGUGGGCAACAAGCUGGGCGAGGAGUGUGCCGACGUGUGCCCUGGCGUGCUGGGCGCCACUGGCGAGCCCUGUGCCAGGACCACCUUCAGCGGGCACACCGACUACAGGUGCUGGACCUCCAGCCACUGCCAGAGAGUGUGCCCCUGUCCCCGUGGGCUGGCCUGCACGGUUAGGGGUGAGUGCUGCCACACUGAAUGCCUGGGAGGCUGCAGCCGGCCAGAAGACCCCCAUGCCUGUGUCGCCUGCCGCCACCUCUACUUCCAGGGUGCCUGCCACAGGGCGUGCCCUCCAGGCACCUACCAGCAUGAGUCCUGGCGCUGCGUCACGGCCGAGCACUGUGCCAGCCUGCGCUCUGUGCCUGGCCGCGCCUCCACCUUUGGCAUCCACCAGGGUAGUUGCCUGGCCCAGUGCCCUCCAGGCUUCACCCGUAAUGACAGCAGCAUAUUCUGCCACAAAUGCGAGGGGCUAUGCCCCAAAGAGUGCAAGGUGGGCACCAAGACCAUCGACUCUGUCCAGGCAGCACAGGAUCUGGUGGGCUGCACCCACGUGGAAGGGAGCCUCAUCCUCAAUCUUCGGCAAGGCUAUAACCUGGAGCUGGAGCUGCAGCGCAGCCUGGGACUGGUAGAGACCAUCACUGGCUUCCUCAAAAUCAAGCACUCCUUUGCCCUCGUGUCCCUAGGCUUUUUCAAGAACCUCAAACUGAUCCGGGGGGACACCAUGGUGGAUGGGAACUACACUCUGUACGUGCUGGACAACCAGAACCUGCAGCAGCUGGGCUCCUGGGUGGCUGCGGGGCUCACCAUUCCCGUGGGCAAGAUAUACUUCGCCUUCAACCCACGCCUCUGCUUGGAACACAUCUACCGCUUGGAGGAGGUGACUGGCACGAAGGGACGGCAAAACAAGGCAGAGAUCAAUCCCCGCACCAACGGAGACCGAGCUGCCUGCCAGACACGCACCCUGCGCUUCGUGUCCAACGUGACGGAGGCCGACCGUAUCUUGCUGCGCUGGGAGCGCUUCGAGCCGCUGGAGGCUCGCGACCUACUCAGCUUCAUCGUGUACUACAAGGAGUCCCCAUUCCAGAAUGCCACAGAGCAUGUAGGUCCAGAUGCAUGUGGGGCCCAGAGCUGGAACCUACUGGACGUGGAACUGCCCCUAAGCCGCACCCAGGAGCCAGGUGUGACCCUAGCCCCGCUGAAGCCCUGGACACAGUACGCAGUGUUUGUGCGGGCCAUCACGCUGACCACUGAAGAGGACAGCCCCCACCAAGGAGCCCAAAGCCCCAUCAUCUACCUCCGAACCUUACCUGCAGCACCCACAGUGCCCCAGGACGUCAUCUCCACGUCCAAUUCCUCCUCCCACCUGCUGGUGCGCUGGAAGCCACCGACCCAGCGCAACGGAAACAUCACCUACUACCUGGUGCUGUGGCAACGCCUGGCAGAGGACAGCGACCUCUACCUCAAUGACUACUGCCACCGCGGCUUGCGGCUGCCCACCAGCAACAACGAGCCCCGCUUCGACCGCGAAGACGGGGAGCUCGAGGCCGACAGGGAGCCUGGCUGCUGCCCUUGCCAGCACCCACCUCCUGGGCAGGUCCUGCCACCGCUGGAGGCACAGGAGGCCUCCUUCCAGAAGAAGUUUGAAAACUUUCUACACAACGCCAUCACCAUCCCCAAAUCCCCUUGGAAGGUGACGUCCAUCAAUAAGAGCCCUCAAAGGGACUCAGGGAGGCACCGCCGGGCAGCCGGGGCUCUCCGGCUUGGGGGGAACAGCUCGGAUUUCGAGAUCCAGGAGGACAAAGUGCCCCGGGAGCGAGCGGUGCUGAAGGGCCUGCGCCACUUCACAGAGUACCGGAUCGACAUCCAUGCCUGCAACCACGCGGCGCACACUGUGGGCUGCAGCGCUGCCACCUUCGUCUUUGCACGUACCAUGCCCCACAGAGAGGCUGAUGGCAUCCCAGGGAAGGUGGCCUGGGAGGCAGCCAGUAAGAGCAGUGUUCUCCUACGCUGGCUUGAGCCACCAGACCCCAACGGACUCAUUCUCAAGUACGAAAUCAAGUACCGCCGCUUGGGAGAGGAGGCCACAGUGCUGUGUGUGUCCCGCCUGCGAUAUGCCAAGUUUGGGGGAGUCCACCUGGCCCUGCUGCCUCCUGGAAACUACUCGGCCAGAGUUCGGGCAACCUCACUGGCUGGCAAUGGCUCCUGGACAGACGGUGUCGCUUUUUACAUCCCUGGCCCAGAGGAGGAAGACUCCGGGGGGCUGCACGUCCUUCUCACUGUCACCCCCGUGGGCCUCAUGCUGCUCAGCAUUCUCGCUGCCCUCGGUUUCUUCUACAGCAAGAAGAGAAACAGCACGCUGUAUACCUCUGUGAAUCCAGAGUACUUCAGUGCCUCUCAUAUGUACAUCCCUGAUGAGUGGGAGGUGCCUCGGGAGCAGAUCUCCAUAAUCCGGGAACUGGGCCAGGGCUCUUUUGGGAUGGUAUACGAGGGGCUGGCACAAGGACUUGAGGUUGGAGAGGAGCUCACGCCCGUGGCCCUGAAGACGGUGAAUGAGCUGGCCAGCCCACGAGAACGCAUUGAGUUCCUCAAGGAAGCCUCUGUCAUGAAGGCAUUCAAGUGUCACCAUGUGGUACGUCUCCUGGGUGUGGUGUCUCAGGGCCAGCCAACUCUGGUCAUCAUGGAGUUAAUGACCCGGGGGGACCUCAAGAGCCAUCUUCGAUCUUUGCGGCCUGAGGCAGAGAACAACCCUGGGCUCCCUCGGCCGGCACUGGGAGAUAUGAUCCAGAUGGCCGGUGAGAUCGCGGACGGCAUGGCCUACCUCGCUGCCAACAAGUUUGUGCACCGAGACCUGGCGGCCCGAAACUGCAUGGUGUCCCAGGACUUCACCGUCAAGAUCGGGGACUUCGGGAUGACUCGAGAUGUGUAUGAGACAGACUAUUACCGCAAGGGCGGGAAGGGGCUGCUGCCUGUGCGCUGGAUGGCCCCUGAGUCCCUCAAAGAUGGAAUCUUCACCACCCACUCGGAUGUCUGGUCGUUUGGCGUGGUGCUCUGGGAGAUUGUGACCCUGGCUGAACAACCCUACCAGGGCCUAUCCAAUGAGCAGGUGCUCAAGUUCGUCAUGGAUGGCGGGGUCCUAGAGGAGCUGGAGAGCUGUCCCGUUCAGCUGCAGGAGCUGAUGCACUGCUGCUGGCAGCAGAACCCGCGCCUGCGCCCAACUUUUACCCACAUCCUGGACAGCAUACAGGAAGAGCUGCGGCCCUCAUUCCGCCUCCUUUCCUUCUAUUACAGCCCAGAGUGCCGGGGGGCCCGGGCCUCGCUGCUGCCCACAGAUGCAGAGCCCGACUCCCCGCCAGCCCCUAAAGGGGCUUCCUCAGACUUCAGCCCCCAAAAUGGGGGUCCAGGGCACUGA
Lagenorhynchus albirostris (white-beaked dolphin) is the source of this 3906-nucleotide messenger RNA. RefSeq names its product insulin receptor related receptor (gene INSRR). The transcript is spliced from 22 exons. Gene Ontology annotation, cellular component: membrane; insulin receptor complex; axon. The record is from RefSeq and is a predicted model, not a curated record. Gene Ontology annotation, molecular function: insulin receptor substrate binding; phosphatidylinositol 3-kinase binding; ATP binding. Gene Ontology annotation, biological process: multicellular organism development; protein autophosphorylation; positive regulation of kinase activity. Lineage: Eukaryota; Metazoa; Chordata; Mammalia; Artiodactyla; Delphinidae. The coding region runs from base 1 to 3906 and encodes 1301 amino acids.